Messenger RNA from Prunus mume (Japanese apricot), 1677 nucleotides. Its product is annotated as glycine-rich protein. Gene Ontology annotation, biological process: intein-mediated protein splicing. NCBI's taxonomy places the organism in Eukaryota, Viridiplantae, Streptophyta, Magnoliopsida, Rosales, Rosaceae. The record is from RefSeq and is a predicted model, not a curated record.
UGGUGGUGCUUCUCGCCGAUCACCACAAAACAGAAAACCCUAGAACCAAACCAAUAGUCGAAAUGGCGGCCACCGCGGCCUCGGACCUCUCCGACGGACCAGUCCUCAGCCUCAUCAACAAGCGCAUCCGAGCUUUACGCAAGAAACAAAACCGCAUAAUCCAGAUGGAGGAGGCGCUUUCCCAAGGCAAGGUCCUCAACAAGGAGCAAGAGGAGGUCCUCCGCUCCAAGCCCGCCGUCAUCGUCCUCAUCGAAGAGCUCGAGAAGCUUCGCCAACCUCUCUCCGUCGCCGUCACCGAAGAGCAUGACCUCGCGGUGCACCGCCACCAGGUCUCCGCCUCCACCCAACCACUCUUGGAUGAUAAACCCCAAGAGGAAGACAAGUCCAAUGUCGCCCAGCCCACUGAAUCUGACGACCGUCAAGGUGCCUCCGUCGAGGAGCUUCUGAAUCUACUCUACUUUGGUUCCUUGUUCGAUGUCAAGUCGCCGAGUGACUUCACCCGGAUUAUUCUGACCAGGACCCACGAGAGAGAAUGUUGCUUAACCUACGAUACCAUCACCGACGACGAUACUGAGAUGCUCGGCGCGAGGGACUUGGAUUUGAUUUCGACGCUCGGUGGGUUAUUGAUCUCGCGGCCCGUCGAUUCCAGCUUGUCGCAUAAGAAUGCGUUGCAGCGCUGUAUCGAGCACGCCAAGCUUUGGCUCGCUAAGUCGGACCAACCCAUUGAGCCUAAUGCCAGUGUGACCUAUGCCAGCUUGAGAGAGAGACUUAGUAAGAUUAUGGCUUCGGUCUACUUUACUACUACGCCGGAAAUGAAAGCUCCAGUGGAAGUUGCUGCGGCAGCUGCUGCUGGGAACUAUGCUCCUUUUCAGGUGCAGGUGCAGGUGCCUGUCCAGGUGGAAGGUGAAGUUGCACACUUCCAGCAGAAGGAUGAAGACACAGCAAAUUUUCAAGGAAACGAGACUGGUGAUAACCAAUCCAGUCGCACAGAGGAACUUCAGAAGGAUGAAUUAGAAACAGAAAAUCCUUCUGAGGUUGUCUCUGUUCAACAAGAACAAGCCAAGCUAGAAACAGAAGUAGAGUACAAUCAAAGAGAUGUAGAAUCCGAGCAACAGCAAUUUUCACGCAGGCCAUAUCAAAACCAACGAGGUGGUCGUGGUGGAGGUGGGCGUAGAGUAAACACCAAUGGCCGUGGAGUUCGAGGCAGUGGAAGAGGAGGUGGACCCUACCAGAAUGGCCGCAACCAGUUCUAUGACCAGCCUGGAAAUUAUUAUCCGAGGAACUACUAUAACAAUAGGGGAAGGGGCGGUAGAGGUGGUGGGCCCUCUUACAACCACCAUGGUUCCGCAGCUCAAGAUGGCCAUAACUCAGCCAACGUUGGAGUUGCAUCAUGACAAUACUGUUAGUUUCCAUAGGAUGCUUCUUUACUAGUUUUUAUAAUGGGGGUUGUGGUGGGGGGUGGGGGCGAGGACGUUUUCUGCUUCGCAUGAAAUAUUAUUUGGCUGUGGGUUUUGCUGUUGACGAAUUCACCAUCAAGGACGUCUUUUGGUCUUUUGUAGUUUCAGCUCAUGCAUUUUGUUGUCAAAAACUUUGAAAGAGGUAACAUGUUGCAGUAUUUUUGGGACAUGAUUUGACUUAAUUUAACGCAGGUGCUGGCCUGCCUGAUGAUUAGAUUUC